Messenger RNA from Salarias fasciatus (jewelled blenny), 2547 nucleotides. Its product is annotated as suppressor of tumorigenicity 14 protein. Lineage: Eukaryota; Metazoa; Chordata; Actinopteri; Blenniiformes; Blenniidae. Bases 16 to 2481 code for a protein of 821 amino acids. Gene Ontology annotation, molecular function: protein binding; serine-type endopeptidase activity. The record is from RefSeq and is a predicted model, not a curated record. The transcript has 18 exons. Gene Ontology annotation, biological process: proteolysis.
UCCUGGAGGAGGUGGAUGUUAGGUGUCCUGCCUUUCCUUCCCUUAGCUGCUGCAAUUGCACUGACUCUCCACUACUUCACAUCCCCGCCCUGCACAGUGUUCUUCCUUGGAGGCAGCAUGGAGUUCCCAAACCUGAGCUUCUCCUCGGAGCUGGCGGACUCCACCUCCCCACAGUUCCGCCUGCAGGCCCAGGCUCUGGACCACUAUCUCUCAGAACUCUACGACUCCUCUCCGUGGAGCUCGUACCACCUGCGCUCAGGAAUAACCGCCUUCAGCGAAGGAGCAGUGGGGCUCAAUGUCUUCUACUGGAGUAAAUUCUCCGCCCCGCUUGACGUUGCCAAGGAGAUUCAGACGUCCAGCCCGAACAGGCUGCAGCGCAGGAUACCCGGCAGUAACAAGGUGCAGCGGGACAGCCGCAAUGAGCAGCGCUACUACAUGGAGCGGGACGACGACCUGCUCCAUCUGCUGGGUUUGGACCCUGAUGACUUUGAAUCAGAGGAAAAAUCAGACAAAAUUAAAAAUCCAAAUAAUAUCCAGAGCGGAAAAUGGCAGCUUGGCUUCCAAGCCAUGUCCUUUGACCUCUACGCCAAAUAUGGGAACAACCGCACCCUGAGCCUCGUGAGUCCCAAGAAGCCAUACUACCAGUGGCGGCUGCGCGUGCCGUCGGGUCACGUGGUCAGACUCGUUGUACUCACCCUGCACGGCGCCACACCGGGGAGCUGCACGGCCCACAAGCUCUCGGCCUAUGACUUCUUACUCCCUUUACAGAAUAAGAUCAUCGCCAGGUGGUGUGGGCUGCCUGUUUCAGGCUCUUCUCCGGUCAUGAAGCUGACGUCUUCUGGAAAUGUGAUGCUGGUCACCUUCUCCUUCAGCAGACAGCGGGAUGGAGCGAUCUUCAAGGCGUACUUCCAGGCCAUUCCAAAAGCAGGAUGUGGAGGGUCAAUUUCCUCCUGGAAUGGCUCUAUUUCCUCUCCAUACUACCCGUCUUACUACCCUCCCAACAUAGACUGCUCUUGGACAAUAAGGGUGCCGUUGCCCGGAUACCUAAUCUCCAUGACGAUUGUGUCGAUUGACAUCCAGGAUUCCCCGUCGUCCGACGGCUGUGAGAAAGACUGGCUGGACAUCGGUGGGGUGAAACUGUGCAAUCCAGUGUCAGACAGCAGCAAAAAGCGGGUCUACUCCUCUCCUCUGUCUCUCCACUUCCACUCUGAUGAAUCUCUCACCAGCAAGGGCUUCUACCUGUUGUACCGAGCUUUCUCUCCAGAGGGCACUUGCCCUCGUCAGUUUCGUUGUGGAGACGGCCGCUGUAUCCCUCUGAGGAAGGUGUGUGACGGAAUGAAGGAUUGCCCUGACGGACGUGACGAGGCCAAAUGCUCGUCCUGCAGGCCAGGGGAAGUUCUGUGUGGAAACGGCCAGUGUAAACCCCAAAGCAGCCAGUGUCCCGGCCAGAGCACCUGUGCCGACAGCAGUGAGGAGGGAACCUGCGGCAGUAAGUGUUACCACAUCUGUCCCAACAAGGUUUGUUUGUCAAAGUCGUCAGUGUGCGACGGUGUGGUUGACUGCAGAGACCGCAGCGAUGAGCUCAACUGCACCAGAUCGUAUUUUAAAGGCUGCUCUGCGACUUCGUACAAAUGUGCAAACGGAAAGUGUGUCAGUAAGGUGAACCCAGAGUGUGAUGGACUUAAAGACUGCUUCGAUGGCUCUGACGAGCUGCGCUGUGGAUGCGGCACGAGGCCCAGGAAGCGGACGAAGAUCGUGGGCGGGUCGGACGCCACGGCGGGCUCGUGGCCGUGGCAGGUCAGCCUCCAGAUGGAUCGCUACGGCCACGUGUGCGGAGCCACGCUGGUGUCCAGCCGCUGGCUCAUCUCCGCCGCUCACUGCUUCCAGGACUCAGACGCCAUCAAAUACUCGGACGCUCGCGCGUGGCGGGCCUACCUGGGGAUGCGGGUGAUGACCACCGGGAACCACGGCGCGUCCACCAGGCUGAUCCGGCGGAUCCUCCUGCACCCGCAGUACGACCAGUUCACCUCGGACUACGACAUCGCCCUCCUCGAGCUCAGCACGCCCGUCUUCUUCAACGACCUGGUGCAGCCGGUGUGCGUCCCCGCCUCCUCACACGCGUUCACCUCUGGGACCAGCUGCUUCGUCACCGGGUGGGGAGUUCUGAUGGAGGACGGCGAACUGGCGUCUCGUCUGCAGGAAGCCUCGGUGAAGAUCAUCAACCGGAACACCUGCAACAAGCUGUACGACGACGCCGUCACUCCCAGGAUGCUGUGUGCAGGAAACCUGCAGGGAGGGGUGGACGCCUGCCAGGGUGACUCGGGAGGCCCGCUGGUGUGUCUGGAGCGUGGCAAACGCUGGUUCCUGGCGGGAAUCGUGAGCUGGGGCGAAGGCUGUGCGAGGCAGAACCGGCCCGGCGUUUACACACAGGUGGUCAAAUUCACCGACUGGAUCCAUCAGCAGACCAAAGGACAGGUGUGACUGCGCGUCACACACACACACACGCACAUUCGAACAAAGUGACUAAGUUAACACACAGUAUGGGGG